UCAAGUGACUAAAGGCAUCUCUAUUAAAUCGGCGGUGACCUAAGAGAAGGGGAGGGAGAUGGAAGAGCAGGACCCCGAAGGAGCUGCAGCUGGCAAGACAGCAAGCAAAGGCCCCCCUCCCACCCAAGCUGGGGGUGGUGGUGAAGGCUGGGAAAGCCCCGUGCCAGAGACACCUUCUCAGGUCACGGAGAUCUCAGAGGUGCAUGGCCAACACUUCCGGCAGUGCCAGUACCGUGAGGCUGAGGGGCCCCGAGAGGUUUGCAGCCGGCUCCAUCGACUCUGCAGCCACUGGCUGAAGCCAGAGAGGAACUCCAAGAAGCAGAUGGUGGACCUGGUGAUCCUGGAGAGGUUCCUAGCCCUCCUGCCCCAGGAAAUGCAGCACUGGGUCAGGGAAUGUGGGCCGGAGACCAGUUCCCAGGCGGUGGCCUUGGCCGAAGGCUUCCUCCUGAGUCAGGCCGAGGAGAAGAGGCAGGCAGAGCAGAUGUGGGGACCAUCCUUGGAGAGAGAAGCUCCAUUCCCUGAGGCAGAACGAGGUUCCUUGGAGGAAGGGCAGAGGGCGCAGGCCCAGGAGGGUGCCCAAGAUGCCCUCUCUUGGGGCAGUGGAGAGAUGCUGAACCAUCAUCUUUCCAGAGUUGUGGAAACAGCCGCUUUACCUCUAGUCCAGUGCCCCUUUUCCUUUGAGGAGGUGUCUGUCCGUUUCACUACAGCAGAGUGGGACGUGCUGGAUCCGGGCCAGAAAACCCUCUACAGGGAAGUCAUGCAGGAGAACUAUUGGAGUGUAAUCUCUCUGGGUAAGGAGUAUCUUCCACAAGUGCCAAAGGUGUGA
Messenger RNA from Heteronotia binoei (common prickly gecko), 826 nucleotides. RefSeq names its product zinc finger protein with KRAB and SCAN domains 5-like. NCBI's taxonomy places the organism in Eukaryota, Metazoa, Chordata, Lepidosauria, Squamata, Gekkonidae. The transcript has 4 exons. The coding region runs from base 59 to 826 and encodes 255 amino acids. The record is from RefSeq and is a predicted model, not a curated record. Gene Ontology annotation, biological process: regulation of DNA-templated transcription.